UUAGCGCAAGAACACGUUCUGUUUGAACGGCCCCUAAAUCAUGCGUAAAACGCAUACCAAUGGAUACGUAUUCGACUCGUCCUGGAAAUGUCGGGGACACGCUGAUUUAUUGUUCCAAAUCGUUUUUGAAAGUGUGUAACUGCUUUAGGAGAUAUUCCGCAUUUAGAACAUACUUGAUUAUAGCUAUUGUGUGCUUUGUGUAUUUGUUUUUUACUGUGCAUGUUAGUCACGCGUCUACGCACCAAGACAAACGUCCCAAUCUCUGGAGAUCUCAGAGUAAAACUGACCAGGACCCAGUUGAUGGAGUCAGGGAUAGGGAGGAAAAUGAAUCUUUUAUCCCAACUAGGUCUAAUGUGGUGUAUAUAACGCUCAAAUCUAAGCGGCACAAGCCUGCCGUCAUCAGAGGCACAGUGCGACCCAAACUCCGGAGAAAGAAAGUUAAAGUCAGAAAUCAGGGCGCACAGGAUGGCACACAGGACGAAGCGAACAAGGUUGACUGGCACAAAAAUGCAAACAUCAGUGAAAAAUCAGGGAAACGAUUUGGAUAUUCGGAGCAAUUCUUUAGUAAAAUUGACCGGUUUGGUGGCAGUGAUUAUUCAGCCAUCAGGAUAUACAGUCAAAGAGCUCCUCCAUGGUUCAGCAAUGAUGACAUCGCGGUCAUGCGCUUUCUUGCCGACAGUAAAAUCACGCAUAUCGAAGAAGUGACAAAUCGGGGGUUUUCUUCUUUAAUUUUAUUUAAAAGUGUGACAAAUUACACGAACAAUGCUGAUGGGUGUCACAAAUGUUGCGGUGUUGUCAAACCACCCUUGGACAUGAGUGAGGUUUUCGCCUAUCAUCUGGACAGGGUCUUGGGACUUAACAGAACUUUGCCAACUGUCAGCAGAAGAUUCCACUCUCUUGGAGAUGGUCAGCUUUGUCCAGUAGUUUUGUGGGAUUCUUCUAUAAGCCCUGUUGUUGAUCCAGAUCAACCCUCUGAAAGAUUGACCUGGGGCUCAUACCAAGCCUCUCUUAAGUACAAGUGCUGGCAUCGGGGUGUCAUCCCUAAACCAGAAUGGAGCUGCACCAGCAUCCACCACCAUGAAUGGAGCAAGUUGGUAGUCUUUGAUUUCCUUCUGCAGAUUUAUGAACGACUGGAUAUAAAAUGCUGUGGAUUCAAGCCCCGCCCAGAGGACACCUGUGUUGAGCUUGGUCACCAUGGAGAAUGUAGAGACAAGGACAGCACAGAGCUCACCCAUAUAGUCCAUUGCAGGCGUGACCUACACCACCUAGUUUUCUUUAACAACAAAGGGUACUUUGACCGGGAUGAGGAAAAUCUGGACUUCAGACUACUAGAGGGGAUUAAAGAGCUACCAGACCAGUCAGUAUCUGUGUUGAGAUCUCAGCGUCUCAGGGAAAAGCUUUUGCAAUCGCUGUUCCUAGAUCAGCAGUACUGGGAGAGUCAGGGUGGCCGUCAAGGCAUUGAAAAACUAAUUGAUGUUAUUGAGGGAAGAGCCAAAGUCUUGCUCACUUACAUCAAUGCCCAUGGGAUUAAAGUGGUACCUAUGGACUCUUGACAGAUGAAGCUUCAGAUUACAAGAUUUCUGUCUACACUGUAAGGUGACCCACCAUCAUGUUGGUGUCCAAUGAAUGCUGAUGUUUUCAUCUGUUUGGUAUGCCAGUGUAGACCUGUUGUAAAAUAGGCCGAGUACAAAGUUGAAAAAUUUGAAAUAACAUAGAAAAGGUUAGAAAACCAUUUUUUAUCACACUAAAAUUAUGUUAACACACAAUGUUUAUGUCCUGUGGCUAUACUUUUGAAACAGUGAGUAUUUAAAGAAAAGAAGGGAUGAGUCAAAAUACAUUUUUGUGAUAAUCAUCAUUAUGCCACAAAUGCUGUCAAUUUAGCUUAACUAAAAAAAAUGUUGUAUAGAUCACUUUAAGCACAGUGCAGACCAUACAUGGUUCUCUUAAAUGCUAUUCCAGAAUUUAGGGCACCACUGACAUUCCACAAGUUAAAGGUGCUGUAGGCGAUGUUUCCCAAGUGAGCCUCCACCAGAUUUAGUACUCCUUUAAUUGCACCCUGUCAGCAAACCUGAUGAAAGCAAACCUAAAUGCUCAAAUUGUCUGACAGGAAGAGAGCUCCUCCAAGCCUUCUUAUUGGCUAAACAAUAGCAGUCAGAUUCUGUGUUGCUGUCUGCAGAGGAGUUGUCACUGAGAUAGGUGUUGUUUCUCAGGACACCUGCAGGUAUUUCAGAGAUACUUCUUAGGGAGAAGGAACAUUUGCAGUGGUAUUCCAUUAAAACUCACCUAUGAAACUUUUAAUUCCACUUUAUAAUCAAUGCAUGUUCCUUUCGGUAUUCAGCAAUUCUGCUUUUAAAUAUUGUUCCUGCUAUAAUCAGUGUAUAUUAUCUGCUGCAAUAGAGAUGUUUCAUGCUGACAGUUCCAAAGUAUCACCAGUGUAGUAUUAAAUCAACCUGGUAAUGUUGCACUUGUGUAAGAGUUUAUUAUCCUCAAGAUGGAAAAUAAGUAUUAUUAAUAUGAAUGACAGUAUUUAGUGUGCUCUCAGAAGUUUUUAUUUUUUUGUAUAAUGUUAUUUGCUUUUGUAAAAACAGACAUCAAUAAACAAUGUUCCAUAUUAAGCAUUACAAAAUUUGAUGGUAUU
Messenger RNA from Xyrauchen texanus (razorback sucker), 2638 nucleotides. Its product is annotated as Golgi-associated kinase 1B-like. Bases 60 to 1553 code for a protein of 497 amino acids. The transcript is spliced from 4 exons. NCBI's taxonomy places the organism in Eukaryota, Metazoa, Chordata, Actinopteri, Cypriniformes, Catostomidae. Gene Ontology annotation, cellular component: Golgi apparatus. The record is from RefSeq and is a predicted model, not a curated record.